CAAACAAUCGAAUACGUUCUUAUCGACAUGGCAAAGCCUCCGACCGGAAAGCUCAGCCUGUUCAACCUCUACGUUGCUCUCUCACGCAGCCAUGGUCGCGACACAAUACGAAUCCUGAGAGAUUUCGAUGAACGAAUGUUCUAUGAACCUCACGAUGAACAACUGUUGAUGGAAGAUGAAAGACUGCAGAAAAUGGAUCACGAAACAGCAGCGCGGUGGACGAAAGUGCGAGGGCAUACGGAGACAACCAACGGAUUGUAG
This is a messenger RNA of Laetiporus sulphureus 93-53, 261 nucleotides long. RefSeq lists its product as uncharacterized. The annotation marks the transcript as partial. The record is from RefSeq and is a predicted model, not a curated record. The transcript has a single exon. NCBI's taxonomy places the organism in Eukaryota, Fungi, Basidiomycota, Agaricomycetes, Polyporales, Laetiporaceae.